This is a messenger RNA of Contarinia nasturtii (swede midge), 754 nucleotides long. RefSeq lists its product as uncharacterized. The record is from RefSeq and is a predicted model, not a curated record. The transcript is spliced from 2 exons. Lineage: Eukaryota; Metazoa; Arthropoda; Insecta; Diptera; Cecidomyiidae. Bases 22 to 492 code for a protein of 156 amino acids.
CUUGUGAUACGGUGACUUGACAUGCAUAUGUGUCGAUCACAGAUAAGACUUUACAUUCAAUGUAAUAAUCGAAGAAACUCGAAGUAUAUGCAACACAAACAGAUCGAUGAUCAUAAAUAUACACAACUUUUUUUGUGUAUUUGCAAACACACUUUGGAAAUUUUAAAAGAAAAUAUAGAUAACAUUGCAAUAACCUACACCGAAAAUACUUUGAACCGAUUUGAAGUCAGUAGCAACAACAUUAAUGCAAUGAACAAUCAAGUCCAAGCUACAACGAAUUCAGGUGAUAUGACAACCUCCACUUUUGAUUUACCGAAAAUAACACCAAACCAACAAAUAUUUUCACUAAAUUCAAUUACAAAUCAAAUAACACAAUUGUCACCGAGCCAAACAAUAUGCGAUCUCGGUCCAAUGGAUAGGUUAUUGAUUGUGCCGGCCGGUGUUACCAAACAACAAUUGGCUAAUUGUUUAAUACAGACAAUAGAUAAAUAACUCAACAAAUGCAGUCAACACUUACUUGGCCACAUUCAAACCACGGAAAAAUUUAGCAAUAUCCUGAUCACUACUCUGCCAUGGAAGACCACGAGCUCGAACUAUACACUGUCCGUCGACUUCGUCAUCAAUUGAACUAUUUUGGAUAGAAAAAAAUCAAAUUCGAUUUUAUAAGAAAUAAAAUGUGUAAAUUUUAUGAUUUCAUUCGUCACGCAAAUCGGUUAUUAAUAAUGACCAAACAAUAAAAUUGUAAUUAAUUUCA